AUGUACAAUGAACAUUUUACUCAACCUGGCACCUAUUUAAGGUUCUAUUUGGAAAAGAAAGGAAUCGGACCAGAUCUUAAUCAUUUGCUUCUAGUCCACUCCGAUCAGAUUCUUUUAUGCUUCAGAGUGUACAUAGUGUACCUUGGAGAACAUAGUGGAGAGAAAACAUAUAAUGAAAUUGAAGAAAACCAUCAUUCAUAUCUGUUCUCUGUGAAAGAAACUGUGGAAGAUGCUAAAUCUUCUCUUAUUUACAGUUACAAGUCCAGCAUCAAUGGCUUCGCAGCAUUGCUCACCCCAGAUGAAGCCUUCAAACUGUCCGAGAUUGAGGAAGUGUUCUCUGUAUUGCGGAGCCAGUCGACAAAGUACUCUUUGCAGACUACAAGGUCAUGGGAAUUUUCCGGUUUACAACAACUACAAGGAAGUAAAGGGUUUCAAUUGAAGGAGGACUUGUUACUGAAAUCAAGAUAUGGCCAAAAUGUUAUUGUUGGCAUGCUAGAUAGUGGUGUGUGGCCAGAAUCAAAAAGCUUCAGUGAUAAAGGAAUGGGUCCCUAUCCAUCAUCAUGGAAAGGAAUUUGUCAAUCAGGAGAUGCAUUCAACUCUUCAAACUGUAACAAGAAGAUAAUAGGUGCACGAUACUACAUCAAAGGUUAUGAGGCACACUACGGCCCUCUUAACAGAACAUUGGAUUAUCGAUCCCCUCGUGACAAGGAUGGACAUGGAACUCACACGGCAUCAACAGUUGGAGGCCGAAGGGUUCAAAAUGUUUCCGCAUUGGGUGGAUUUGCCCGUGGCACUGCCUCAGCCACUGGUGUCAAUUACAAAAAUGCUCUCAAAAUUCUAAACUACAUCCAUUCUACAAAAACACCGAUGGCCUAUAUAGUACCAACUACAACAGAGUUAGAUAGCAAGCCAGCACCAUUCAUGGCUUCCUUCACCAGUAGAGGCCCGAGCACAGUUUCACCCAAUAUUCUCAAGCCAGAUAUUACGGCUCCAGGGCUAAAUAUAUUGGCUGCAUGGAGUGAAGCCUCAUCUCCAACAAAACUAGACCAAGAUCAUCGUGUUGUCAAAUAUAAUAUCCUAUCAGGAACAUCUAUGUCCUGCCCACAUAUAGGUGCAACGUCUGCACUUCUGAAAGCCAUACACCCGAGUUGGAGUAGUGCUGCUAUAAGAUCUGCUCUGAUAACCUCAGCGGAACUGAAUAACAAUUUAGGCAUGCCAAUAACUGAUGCGUUCGGUAAGCCGGCAGAUCCUUUCCAAUUCGGAUCAGGUCAUUUUAGGCCAACGAAAGCAGCUGAUCCUGGACUUGUGUAUGAUGCAUCAUACAUGGACUAUCUUCUUUUCCUCUGCAGCAUUGGGAUUAAGAACUUAGAUUCUUCGGUCAAGUGUCCUAUAAAGCCACCCUCUCCUUCUAAUCUCAAUUAUCCGUCCCUCGCCAUUCCCAAACUCAAUGGCUCCUCUACUGUAGAGCGAAGAGUCACAAAUGUUGGUAGCAGUAAGAGUGUCUAUUUCAUCAAAGUUAAACCACCACCGGGAUUCUCCGUGAAAGUCUCACCUUCAAUUUUAUUCUUUAAUCAUAUUGGCCAGAGGAAGACAUUCACCAUCACAGUAAAAGCAAACAGGGUAAACAAAGGCAUGGGGAAAGACAAGUACGCAUUUGGAUGGUAUACAUGGUUUGAUGGAAUCCACAAUGUCCAAAGUCCCAUUGCAGUUUCAGUCGCAUAG
Molecule: messenger RNA, 1722 nt
Organism: Fraxinus pennsylvanica
Lineage: Eukaryota; Viridiplantae; Streptophyta; Magnoliopsida; Lamiales; Oleaceae
Source: the annotation of a GenBank genome assembly